GUAACUGUAUGUUACUUUGCUAGCCAGAACACGGUAUUAAUUGGUUUCAUCGGAGGUUAAAUUUUCACUCUGUUUAGGAAAGCAAACGUCUCUCUUUUUUUUCUCCCCCAAACUGAUGUGUAUUGUUGGCAGAAUAUUUUGGGAACCUGAGGGAGGUCAGCAUUAGGAGUAAGAGUGUACUUCACAUGAAAUAGCAUGCUUGUAUUUGUACACCACUUUCUGAAUUUUUGUCACUUGCAGGAAACUGGAACAAAACUAUGAAUUAAUAUAAUAUAUUUCUUAAUGUAUACCAUCUCCUGGCCAAUCCAGUUUCGUAACCCUAAGAGAACCUCUGAAACUUUCCAUGGACACUUUUUCUUUCCCUUUCUGCCUAAGCAAGGUCUAGUGGGAAGGGAUGCGUUAAACUUAACAAUGUUAUAUUCCUGAGAUACUUAACACGUGCUUUAAAACAAAUACUCACAUCAUCAUGAACUAUAGAGAACACUGAUGAAAAACUAUGCUAGUAACCACAUAAACAACAAAUAUUUGUCUCUGAGGGACGGUCAAUGUGAGUGGAACUUAAGUAGCAUUCAUCAAACUGUGAAAAUCUGAGAAGACACAGGGUGGCGCUGCAGGACAACGUUACAGAAAAAAAAAAUCCCAUUCAAUGCUGCGGACACACAGCCCAAGAGAGCACGGAAAACUAGGAAGAAAUAGCAAGUCGUGGAGGUGCUACCUAGAAACCUUUUAUCCUUUGGAUUCUGAGGAUUCUGUGGACAAAUCAAGGGACAUUUUUACCGAACUGCAUGGUGAGGCAGAAGUGACUCUUUCAGAAGCCUGCCGGAAAGGAACUAUGGAGAACCGAGGGGGAAACUAUCUGCAGACAAGGCAAGUCCUGCUUCUCUUUGUUUUGCUGGGAAUGUCUCAAACGCACGCUGAGCCUGGGAGACUUUCGGUGGUGGAGGAGACGCUGAGCGGGGCCUUGGUAGGCAAUUUGGUAAAGGAUCUGGGGCUCGAGGUGGUUGAGCUGUCUUCACGGGGGGCUCAAGUGGUCUCUAAAGAUAACAAACUGCCUUUGCUUUUGAACGUAAAUACAGGAGAUUUGCUCCUAAGCGAACCGUUAGACAGGGAGGAGCUGUGUGGUUCCACGGAGCCCUGCGUGGUGCAUUUCCAGGUGUUAAUGAAAAACCCCUUACAGAUUUUGCAAGUUGAGCUUCAGGUCAGGGAUAUAAAUGACAACUCCCCCAUAUUCUUGGAAAAGGAAAUGGUUCUAGAAAUCCCAGAGAAUAGCCCUGUUGGUUCUGUGUUCUUACUAGAAAGUGCGACGGAUUUAGAUGUAGGACCCAAUGCUGUGAAAAACUACAUCAUAAGCCAGAGCUCUCAUUUCCACAUUGCAAUGAGAGUUAAUCCUGAUGGCAGGAAAUACCCAGAGUUAGUUUUGGACAAGGCACUGGACUACGAGGAGCAGCCACAGCUCAGUCUCAUCCUCACUGCUUUGGAUGGUGGGACUCCACCCAGGUCUGGGACUGCCUUGGUUCGGGUGGAAGUCAUAGAUAUUAAUGACAACUCCCCUGAGUUUGAGCACAUGUUCUAUGAAGUGAAGAUUCCAGAGAAUAGCAUCCUUGGCUCACUGGUUAUCACUGCAUCGGCUAGGGAUUUAGACUCAGGAAUUAAUGGUGAACUCUCAUAUGCCUUUAUCCAUGCAUCAGAGGAUAUUAGAAAAACAUUUUCAAUUAACAAAAGCUCUGGAGAAAUACGUUUAAUAGGAUAUUUGGACUUUGAAACAACUGAAUCCUACUCGAUAAUCAUUAAAGCUACAGAUCGGGGAGGACUUUUUGGGAAAUCUACAGUAAGAAUUCAGGUGAUGGAUGUGAAUGACAAUUCUCCUGAAAUUGCUGUGUCAUCAUUUAUCAGUCCAACCCCAGAAAACACCCCAGAGACUUUAGUUAUGAUUUUUAGUAUCCAAGACAAGGACUCAGGAGAGAAUAGCAGGAUGAUCUGUUCUAUUCCGGAGGACCUCCCGUUUGUGCUAAAAUCUUCAAUUGAAAAUUACUACCACUUAGAAACUGAGGGAGCACUGGACAGAGAGAGCAGAGCUGAGUACAACAUCACCAUCACAGUCACCGACAUGGGCACACCCAGGCUCACAACCCAGCACACCAUAACAGUGCAAGUGUCUGACGUUAACGACAACGCCCCCGCCUUCACCCAAACCUCCUACACGCUGUUUGUCCAGGAGAACAACAGCCCCGCCCUGCACAUAGGCACCAUCAGUGCCACAGACUCAGACUCAGGCUCCAAUGCUCACAUCAUCUACUCUCUGCUGCCCACCCCCGACCCGCAGCUGGCCCUCAACUCGCUCAUCUCCAUCAACGCCGACAAUGGGCAGCUGUUCGCGCUCAGGGCGCUGGACUAUGAGGCCCUGCAGACCUUCGAGUUCCACGUGGGCGCCACAGACCAAGGCUCUCCUGCACUCAGCAGCCAGGCGCUGGUGCGAGUGCUGGUGCUGGACGCCAACGACAAUGCGCCCUUCGUGCUCUACCCGCUGCAGAACGCCUCUGCACCCUGCACAGAGCUGCUGCCCAGGGCGGCAGAGCCAGGCUACCUGGUCACCAAGGUGGUGGCAGUGGACCGUGACUCUGGACAGAAUGCCUGGCUGUCCUUCCAGCUGCUCAAGGCCACGGAGCCCGGGCUGUUCAACGUGUGGGCUCACAAUGGCGAGGUGCGCACCUCCAGGCUGCUGAGUGAGCGUGAUGCUCCCAAACACAGGCUGCUGCUGCUGGUCAAGGACAAUGGAGAUCCUCCAAGGUCUGCCAGUGUCACUCUGCAUGUGCUGCUGGUGGAUGGCUUCUCUCAGCCCUACCUGCCUCUGCCAGAGGUGGCGCGCGACCCCGCCCAGGACGAGGACGUGCUCACUCUGUACCUGGUCAUUGCCUUGGCUUCUGUGUCUUCCAUCUUCCUCUUGUCUGUGCUGCUGUUUGUGGGGGUGAGGCUGUGCAGGAGGGCCAGGGCGGCCUCUCUGGGUGGCUGCUCUGUGCCUGAAGGACACUUUCCUGGUCACCUGGUGGACGUCAGUGGCACAGGGACCCUGUCCCAGAGCUACCAGUAUGAGGUGUGUCUGACAGGAGGUACUGGGACAAAUGAGUUCAAAUUUCUGAAGCCAAUUUCCCCCAAUCUACCACCCCAGUUCCCUGGGAAAGAAAUGGAGAAAAGUCCUACUCUCCACAAUAGUUUUGGGUUAUUUAGUGACCAUAACUGAUGCUAUAUUUCAUAUGUGUUUCAUUUCAUGGCUAUCCCAAGGCAGUGUGCAUUUCUCCCAGUUUGCAUGAUCUUCAAAUCUGCUAGUAUUUACAUUUCCUUUUUUCCCUCCCACUUUUCAAUUUAUGUCAGCACUUGUAAUAAGCUGGUAAUUUAUUCUGUGGCCGGUUCUCUAGAUGUCCUACCUUGUAAAGCCUUUACCUCCUUAAACAACACAAAAUUACCCCCAUCUGUCUUCUCCAGUUGCAUCUUCCCCUUUGCUGUGCUUACGAUGAAAUAAACAGACCACUG
Molecule: messenger RNA, 3528 nt
Organism: Peromyscus eremicus (cactus mouse)
Lineage: Eukaryota; Metazoa; Chordata; Mammalia; Rodentia; Cricetidae
Product: protocadherin beta-11-like
Exons: 1
Coding region: 647-3238 (863 amino acids)
Biological process (GO): homophilic cell-cell adhesion
Cellular component (GO): plasma membrane
Molecular function (GO): calcium ion binding
Source: RefSeq, a predicted model, not a curated record